This is a messenger RNA of Triticum dicoccoides, 1189 nucleotides long. RefSeq names its product thymidylate kinase-like. The coding region runs from base 149 to 910 and encodes 253 amino acids. NCBI's taxonomy places the organism in Eukaryota, Viridiplantae, Streptophyta, Magnoliopsida, Poales, Poaceae. The record is from RefSeq and is a predicted model, not a curated record. Gene Ontology annotation, molecular function: nucleoside diphosphate kinase activity; dTMP kinase activity; ATP binding. Gene Ontology annotation, biological process: dUDP biosynthetic process; dTDP biosynthetic process; dTTP biosynthetic process. Gene Ontology annotation, cellular component: nucleus; mitochondrion; cytoplasm. The transcript is spliced from 7 exons.
CCGGCCCAUAAGAUGUAGAGAAGACCCGAGUCUCCGGGCUCCACCAACCCGCCCUUCGUCUCGCCCCCUUCCUCUCGCCGUCGGCGCCGCCGCCAUCCACCGGAGACAGCCGUCCGCCGCUACCCGGCCCAGGUGUACUCGCCUGUGCAUGACUGCGCUGGUUCGGCUCGCCGGGAGAGCAGCUUCUUGGAGCAGGGGCGCCGGCAUCGCGGCUCCGCGUGGCCUCGGCUUGUUCCCGCAGCGCAGGGCCGCGUUCCAGGGCGCGAGGAUGGAUAACGGCGGCGGCAAGGGCGGCCGCGGCGCGCUCAUAGUCCUGGAAGGGCUGGACAGAAGCGGCAAGUCGUCGCAGAGCGCCCGGCUGCUGUCCUUUCUGGAAGGGAAAGGCUGCGCAACCGAAGGGUGGCGCUUCCCGGACAGAGACACCAGCGUCGGGAAGAUGAUCUCCGCGUACCUUGCCAACGAGUCGCAGCUCGAUGACCGGACCAUCCAUUUGCUCUUCAGUGCGAACCGCUGGGAGAAAAGAAGUUUGAUGGAGAGCAAGCUACUUGGUGGGACUACACUCGUCGUUGACCGCUAUUCUUAUUCUGGAGUUGCAUUUUCAGCUGCUAAAGGACUUGACAUUGGGUGGUGCAAGGCCCCUGAGGUUGGACUGCUAGCCCCAGAUCUUGUAAUAUAUCUUGAUGUACAACCAGAGAAAGCGGCCGAAAGAGGAGGCUAUGGGGGUGAAAGAUACGAAAGAGUUGAGUUCCAAAAGAGAGUUGCUGAGCAUUACCAUUCACUCCGUGAUUCGACAUGGAAGGUCGUCGAUGGUUCCCUUCCCAUGGAGACCGUGGAAGAACAGCUAAGAGAACUAGCCAUGAAUUGCAUUUCAGAAUGCCAAGACAAGCAACUUACCAAUCUUCCCUGGUAGAGUUGGCCAAACCACAGUCACAUUGGCAAGAUCUCUCUUUAGUGUGUGACUGACUGUUACUCUGUUAGAUCUCUGAAGUGUGUGAUUGACUGUUGCUCCGUUAGAUCUCUUUUAAGUGUGUGAUUGACUGUUACUCUGGAUGAGAUUCACGCACAUCAUUUCCCAUUUAUGUGUGUGUGAUUGACUCUUACUCAGCAUUGCUGAUUGCUUUACCCAUUUAUGAACUCCGACACGUGCGCGCAGAUCCUUGAUAUAUCUAUGAAGUGGCAUUUUUUUUCA